AUGGCCCAAGUUCGGGACUCGCCCUCCGGCUCUUUGGUCCGCUGGAGCUCGGGAGGUGGGGGAGGAGCCUCUCCCGAGGAGGCGGCUGAAAAGGCGGGGGAAAUGGAGGAGGAGGCGGUGGGGGCGGCAAAGGCGUGUUCAGGCCAGGGAGCUGAGGAGACGAAGCUGGAGCCGUUACAAGAGCGUAAGCCUGCUCCUGAGAACUUGACGUGGAGUGACAGCGGCGACGAUAAGAAGGUGCUCCCCUCAACCCCCCCUCGCUGUUACAGCAGCUCCUCGCCCCUUUGCCCGCGCCGCAAGCCCCGCCCUCGGCCCCCGCCCCGGGCCCGCUCCCGAGGCCCUCCUGGCCUCUUGGCCCCGCCCCAGCCUCCAUCCCAUCCUCCCCCUCCGCCUCUGACCCGACCCCAGCCCUGGCGCAGACCGCGGCGUAGAUCCAGGCCGGGGUCUAGGCCCCAGAUGCUGCACAGCUGUUUUAGUGACCUAGGUGGCUCUGGGGAUCGAGGUGGUUUAGGGGACUGGUUGCUGGAGGUGGAAUUUGAUCAGGGACCUACAGGCUGCUCUCAUGUGGAGAGCUUUAAAGUGGCUAAGAACUGGCGGAAGAACCUGAGGUUGAUUUACCAGCGUUUCAUAUGGAGUGGGACCCCAGAAACUAGGAAACAUAAGGCAAAGUCGUGCAUCUGUCAUGUAUGUAGUACCCAUAUGAACAGACUCCACUCUUGUCUCUCCUGUGUCUUUUUUGGCUGCUUUACUGAGAAACAUAUUCACAAACAUGCAGAAACAAAACAGCACAAUUUAGCUGUAGACCUCUAUCAUGGGGUUAUAUAUUGCUUUAUGUGUAAGGAUUAUGUAUAUGACAAAGACAUGGAACGAAUUGCCAAAGAAACAAAAGAGAAAAAUUUGAAAUUACUAACUUCCACCUCAACAGAUGUUUCUCAACAGCAGUGUAUGGCAUCAGGUGUUGAAGAGAAGCAUUCAACCUGUGAGUCAAAGGAACAGGAGCCAAAAUUGGUGAAACCCAAGAAAAAGAGGAGAAAAAAGUCAGUCUAUACUGUAGGCCUGAGAGGGCUUAUCAAUCUUGGGAACACAUGCUUUAUGAAUUGUAUUGUCCAGGCACUUACCCAUAUUCCUCUAUUGAAAGAUUUCUUUCUCUCUGACAAGCAUAAAUGUAUAAUGACAAGCCCCAGCUUGUGUCUUGUCUGUGAAAUGUCUUCUCUUUUUCAUGCUAUGUACUCUGGGAGCCGAACUCCUCACAUUCCCUAUAAGUUAUUGCAUCUAAUAUGGAUUCAUGCAGAACACUUAGCAGGGUACCGGCAGCAGGAUGCCCAUGAGUUCCUCAUUGCAAUAUUAGAUGUGCUGCAUAGACACAGCAAAGAUGAUAGUGUUGCGCAGGAGGCCAGUAACCCCAACUGCUGUAACUGCAUCAUAGACCAAAUCUUUACAGGUGGCUUGCAGUCAGAUGUCACAUGUCAAGCUUGCCAUAGUGUCUCUACCACAAUAGACCCAUGCUGGGACAUCAGUUUGGACUUGCCUGGCUCUUGUGCCACAUUCAGUUCCCAGAGUCCAGAAAGAGCUGACAGCACAGUGAGUAGGGAUGACCACAUACCAGGAAUUCCCUCACUCACAGACUGCCUACAGUGGUUUACAAGGCCAGAGUACCUAGGAAGCAGUUCCAAAAUCAAAUGUAGUAGUUGCCAAAGCUAUCAGGAAUCUACCAAACAACUCACAAUGAAGAAAUUACCUAUUGUGGCCUGUUUUCAUCUCAAGCGAUUUGAACAUGUAGGUAAACAGAGGCGAAAGAUUAAUACUUUUAUCUCCUUUCCCUUGGAGCUGGACAUGACUCCAUUUUUGGCCUCCACUAAGGAGAGCAGAAUGAAAGAAGGCCAGCCACCAACAGACUGUACAUCCAAUGAGAAUAAGUAUUCCUUGUUUGCAGUGAUUAAUCACCAUGGAACUUUGGAAAGUGGACACUACACCAGCUUUAUCCGACAACAAAAAGACCAAUGGUUUAGCUGUGAUGAUGCCAUCAUCACCAAGGCUACCAUUGAGGACUUACUCUACAGUGAAGGGUAUUUACUAUUCUAUCACAAGCAGGGUCUAGAGAAAGAUUAGUCUUGCAAGACCACUUACCAGAAAAAAAGUGAAAGAAAUGAAUAUACAAGGAUCCAGAAGUGACACACAAACUUCCCUGGAAUGGACGAUGAUAAUACCCAAACAACAAUAAGCACCUCUUGAAAUUUCACAAAAACCUACCUGGCAUGUACAAUGACAACAGCACCUAUAUGACAAGUAGCACCUUGAUAUGAAGAACCUAUUUUACAUGGCUUGUGGGUCUGUAAGAGGAAAAGAAAAUACUAACUAGUGACCAUUCAGCCUUAAGAAAUGGGAGGAGGGAGAAGAGGUUGAAAAUGGUCACAUAAAGCAUAAUUAAAUGAACAGAAUGCUUUAGGUGGGAAGAGCGGGAAUGGAGAUGUUCUGCGAGUGCUAUAUGUCAUUUGUUUCUACAAAAAUACCAUGGGAAAUCAGGGAGUAUUCCUACAUUACCAAAAAACUUCACAAUUAGUGUUCUAGCUGUGACUGAUUAGUCAAAUAUUUUGAAAAAAGAAUAUUGUAAAAGAGAUUUUA
Molecule: messenger RNA, 2622 nt
Organism: Callorhinus ursinus (northern fur seal)
Lineage: Eukaryota; Metazoa; Chordata; Mammalia; Carnivora; Otariidae
Gene: USP51
Product: ubiquitin specific peptidase 51
Biological process (GO): protein deubiquitination
Molecular function (GO): zinc ion binding; cysteine-type deubiquitinase activity
Source: RefSeq, a predicted model, not a curated record